AUGGCUUCUUGUUAAAAUAAUACCCAAAAAUUCACAAAAUCAAUUUCAUUAUUAAGAAUAUCCUCAAAUGUAUUUAACAGCAUCUGUUAUUCAAAAUGUGGUAACACAACAAUAAUUUCAAAAUAAAUGAAUAAUACAUUUAUACCUUAUAUGAUAGAAGAUAAAUGGUAAUCUGAAAAUAGUAUUCAUUCAGAUGAAAUGGAUUAAGAUUCUGAUCAUAAUUGUUGUUAUCAAAUUGCUCAAAUAGCAAAAGCAAAUGAAGAACCUUUAAAAUAAAUUCAUUGGAUAAAUGAAAAUAAGGUGUACAAUUUAUUUUUUAAAUGGAUUUCAAUAAAAAUAUUUUGCAUUAAAAUUUAGCUAGAUAAUUAGGGUAUAUCUUUGCUGUAAUCAAUUUUAAUAUAUAUGGGACUUAAAUUGCUAUUCAAAUUUUAUAAAGUGUUUUGA
This is a messenger RNA of Paramecium pentaurelia, 444 nucleotides long. NCBI's taxonomy places the organism in Eukaryota, Ciliophora, Oligohymenophorea, Peniculida, Parameciidae. The record is from the annotation of a GenBank genome assembly.